Molecule: messenger RNA, 11217 nt
Organism: Anas platyrhynchos (mallard)
Lineage: Eukaryota; Metazoa; Chordata; Aves; Anseriformes; Anatidae
Gene: ZMYM3
Product: zinc finger MYM-type containing 3
Molecular function (GO): zinc ion binding
Source: RefSeq, a predicted model, not a curated record
GGGCGCCACUGGGGCUGGGGCUGGGGCUGGAGCUGGGGCUGGGGUGGUCCCGGUCCUGGUCCUGGUCCUGGUCCCGGUCCCGGUCCUGGUCCCAGUGUCAGGGCCGUGCUCGGGGCCCUCGUUACCAGCCCCGUGGGGCUGCCCGGCUGGAUCGCUCGCCUCGCGUCCCCUAUUUGGGACCCGAUGGGCACCCUCCCUGAGACCCCGUGGCCUUCUCCCACUUUCCCCAGCAGCAAGGCUUGGUCGAAGAACCCUAGGAAGAAGGAUCCAGGUUGGGAGGGACCUCGGGAGGUGUUGGGAAGCGAUGUGAGUGCCCCUGAUGGGUGGGCACGCUCCUGAUGUUUGGGUGUUUGCUGCUAGUGCAGCAGUGCUGGAGCACCAGCACGUAGCGCUGAGACCCCAGCAGCAUGGGCAAGUCUCUUUGGAGCCUUCUGGUCAACCCAAAGCCAAGUUCGGCAAGAAGUCAGCAACCCGUCCUUCCUUUAGCAUGGAGCUGAGAUGAAGUUCCUCAAAGGCAAGCUCAAAAUCUGGCUCAGUUGGCCGUGCCAUUGGGGAAUUUCGGGGACCCCGAAAUUGUGCAGCACCAUCUGCUCUGUGUCAGGGGGUUUGGCGUUCUGAUCACUGCUGCUGGUUGCUGUGGGUGAACCGAGAGAACCGGUAACACGCAGGGAGAGCACAGCGGGCAGCUGUCCCCUGAGCCCUGCCUGCAAAGGGCAGGCUGAGGAGCUUGUCCAGGGACACUGGCAGUAGCUGCGGCUGACUUGAGAACUGCUGAACGCUGCCCUAAACCCUCUGACUUGCAGUUUUACGUACCGCUGGGUCAGUCGUUUAAGCAGGCGAUUGUCUGUGGUGGUGACCGUGUAAGAGCUAUCUCUGGGUUUGUCGAACCUUGACUUCCAGCCUUCGGAGCAUUCCUGUGCGAUUGCCUGUUUCUCCAGAGUCCUUUGCUAUCUUGGUGGUUUUAUUGAGAUGGGUCAUGUUGCAUCUCCCCGUUUCUUUCUAUAAUCAAACAGGUUUAUCAAUGGAACGUGCUUUCUAAGCAAUGAUUGAGUCUUGAAACAGUGGGGUUCUCCUAUUACAGGGUCAGCUGUGUUUCGGUUCUGUUUUUUAAGCACCUCAACUCCUCCAGUCUCUGUCUGCACGUGCAGACACACCACCAAGAAGGCAAUGGUCAUGGUCUGUCGUGGCAGUGAUGGACUGCACGGCACCAGAGGCGUUGUGCUCUCUGAAUGCCUUUUGGGCUGCCAGGUGGGAGGCAGAGCCGCCUCUCCAAAACCACCAGUGAAUAAUGAAAUCAUUUCUGCCCCUUUCCAGAGAAUUUUGUCUGGCCCGCAGUAGUGCACUCGGUUCCCCGGUGAUCCUUCAUGAAUUAAUUUGCUUUAAAACGAGUUAGGCAAUCUGUAAUAAAUGUUUGCAGUGCUUAAAUCUGGAAGGCUAGAAGCUGCCCAGGUAAACUCGGAUAGAUUGCCACAAUGAAGUUAGCCUUUGCCGCAUUUGUCAUCUAUCCUUAAUGAAGAUGUGUUGCCUAGAACCAUGCUGGUAGGACAUUGUAUUAUUUCCUUAAUUUUUUAUGGAUGGAGCCAUGUAUUGACUGUCAUUGUUUUUGUCAGGAAAUACUAGUUUGGAUGCUACAGUUUAUUCUAAAAUUUGGUGCCAAAAUGAGAAUUUCCUUCAGAGCUCUCUGCUCAGGUCUUACAGAACUGGUAGGUAAGAGCUAGCCGGAAUGUCGAUGAAGUGUCUUAAUUGUGGCAGUUCUCAUUUAAUGCUUUCUGUGUACCAAAUGAUCUCGAGUGAAAAAGGUAAAUACUUCAGCCUUCGAAAUCUUUAAAACCUGAAUCCGCAUCCAGCGACAAGCCUGGGAGAGGCACCCAGGCAGGCGCUUGCUGGGGGAAGGCAGCCGGUCGCUGUGCUCUUCUCUGGGCACCGGAGACCUCCGAGGCCCUCGCCUCACGGUGAGGGAGCACCAGCAGGAUUUUUUUUCUCGCUGAUUUUAAUUAAAUCCUUGAUGGUAGCUCCACGGUUUUGCAGGUAGGCCGUGCAUUCCCCUGCUAACAGGCAGCUGAGUAAGGACACUCGGAUGUGGAAGAUGCGUGCAGGUACAGCACCAGUGGUGCCUUGAGCAAGGUGCAUAAAGCCCCAGCCAGUCGCUUGGAGACUUGUGUGUCCCAGCAGAGAUGGAUGUGACGGUCAGAGCUGUGCCUGGGUGCUCCUGGAGGACCCUCAGCAGUCCCUGUGCCUCCCUGGAAACUCUUGCACCUGAGAAGCACUGUGCUUUGGGCUGUCGUGCAGGGGGCUUCGCUCUGAACCUCAUCUUCCCAGGGAUAUCUCUUGCUGAAUGUUCUGGAGGGGAUGGUGCCGAGUCCCAAGGGAGGCGUUUCCAAACAUCUGAUUGUGGGCAGAUUGUGAAAAUGUGCAGGAUUUCGGCAUGCUGUCUCCUGUUUUUUUUUUUUUUAUUGAGUAAUCUUGCAGUGUAGUCCCCUCCUUGCCAGGUAUGGCUGUAAAAGGGGGAGGUUUCAGGCAGACCGAUGACCAGAGCCCAGUGAGUGAUCUGCGCGUUAGGUAGUCCUGGAAUAAAAAGGAGAUGAAAUGUAGUGGAUCAGUUCAGCAUCUGCCAGAAACAAUAAGCUGUUAUCCAUCCGUCAGAGGUAGUGAGAAGAGACCUUACCAGGAGGUAAAGCUCACAUUCAGCUGGCAGCAUAACUCGCUGUGAAGCUCGCAGAAAGUCCAGACGAAUCUGAAAGCCUGGGGCAAGCGAAAGAAGCAGGGUUUCUUACCUUGCUGCCUGCAGCUGGGCAGCUCUAAUUUUCUCGGGUUGAGUUCAGCUUCAGAGCAACCCACGGAGCUGUAAAGCAUCCUUCUCUCCUGUUCUAGGGGCUGCCUUCUUGAUCCUGAUCAGCCGGCAGUUGGAAGUCGCUGUAAAGACUUUGCUGUCAGGGAAACAGCAUUGCAGUGAUGGGCAGAAGCAUUCCUUGCUUUCCCACCCAAACUGCUUGCGGCAUCAUCACCUCCUGGGGUCCAUCUCAACAUGAACUCUAUCAGCUCUUCCAGAUUUUGAUAAGUACAUGAGAAGUCAGCGCCCAUCUGUUUCUGCAUCUACUUGUCACGGAGCUCUGCUGCAGCAGGAAAAAAUAUUUUUUAAAACAAAAUGUUAGGCUGCAGGAGGUGUUAGAAUGGGAGCUUUUGGAGGCCCAAAAUAUAAAUUGGUCCAAAGGGGGAUUAGUCAAAUUCGCUGAGGAUUUGUCCAGUACAGCCUCCUAGCAGCGACAGUCUCAGUGCAGCUCGAGCCAAGCAGUUCUUCAGCAGCUGAUAUGGGAGGAUGCCCUGAAGAGGAAUUGCCCAGUUAGUUCUGUUUCUCAUUCUCUCUCCCCAGCUUUCCACUCCUGGUGUGAAUAGGGAUGGGAAGCUCGAGUAGAUGGACAUUUUGCUUGACUGACUGCGGCAGUCCGUAGCUUUGCACACCCUGCGAAGAUGUUUCGGGCUGCUCACCAGAAUGUGGGCUGUCCUGCUGGGGGGUUCGGACAGAGCUGCUGAAAGAGGACAGGAGCUUGAGCACACAGGGCAAGCACUGUGCUUCCAGCCAGGACUUGCGAGUGAGUGCUCCUGCUGUGGGCUCUCAGGUCUUUCUUGUCCACAUAUCUCUCCCCCCACAUACCAGUAUUUUGGAGUUUACUCAACCUGCAGGAUACUUGUUCCCUUUAAGACCGUUGUGCUGGUCGGUGUCGUCACCAGUGAGUUUUGUCAGAGUCUUGUCUUGCAUCAUAACGUCCUCCUGCACAGAGCUGGAAAGCCAGCGUUAAGGUAGGCUCUGUUGGAACCAGCUGCUUUCGUUUGUUUGGCAGGGCACGCAAAUAGCAUGGCGAGUUCGUAGGUUUUCCUAGAUUGCUGCUUGGGUUAUCCUCUAGGAAGGAAUGCCAAAAUGGAUUUCGUAUGCUCCAAAAUUGUUCCCAGGGUCUCUUGCUACUAGGCAAAGCCUAGGCCAGCUGCAGGUAGCAAGUGCUGUAGGAGUAUCACCUCUCUGGUUCCUUGCAGACUUGCACAAAAGUGUGUAAAUGAGUUUUCCUUCCUCGUCUGAGGGGCUCAGCCCUUCUGCUGCUUGUUGUUCUGAGGUCUGUUGUCCCGCGCCCAGGUUUCCAGAGAGACACCUUUGAGAAGGAGGCGUUGUUUGUGUUCAGAGCAGCUGAAAACAGGUUUGUCUUGAGGGGAUUCAACUUCUUACGACCUUUCUUUCAAAUGUCUUUACUUCUGCUUUACUCUGUUCUCCUCCCUGUCACCCACCCUAAAACUCACGUUAGGCUGUGCAUUGCUCUAGAAUUAGCUCUUUCUGGAAGCUUUGUCUCUUUGUAACUGAAGAAAAUGAAUGGAAUAAUCAGUCUUUAUUGGUGAGACUUGCUGAGACUGUGAAGAUGACAAUUUCUGUAGUUUCUGUUUGUGACUGGGGGAACAGUACUUAUCUGGAACAGAAAAUGUUGCAGUGUUUUUAGAUAAAAGGAAGGAGAUAAUGACUUUCAACUCCAGCUGUAAGGUAUGAUUUCUUCAACUCCUGCUUAAAUGAGGCUCAGAAGUUGGGUACCUUCUCUGUCCAAAUAUUUCUUGUGUAGUUCUGAGUAAACCCUUUGUGAGUAAGAUUUGUUUGUCCUUUCAGAGGAUGUAAUGGAAGCACUUGCUCAGCUAUCACAGUGAAAUUGCUUCAGGCCUCCUCCUUCAUAGCUAUGGGUGUGUUAUGCUCAUGGUAAGCCCAAACGGGCAGGAAUACUGAAUGUCCAGGGUUCAAAACAGUGCCAAAUUCAGGAUUAGGAUGAUUCUAAUAGGGGAACAGGUUGGUGCCACAUCUUUUGAUUACAGCGCCUUCCCUGUAGCGUCUAGUUGCAGCCUGUUUUGGGGACGUGAUGCUGCAUCAAGUCAGGCUCCAGCUCCCUUUCCCUCUUUAGGCUUUUCACCUUCUGUCCCGUUGCAGGGGUACGUUUUGUCGUUAGCCACAAGAAUACAAACGCCUUCUGGCCUCACCUCAUGGUCUUGCCCUUCCUGCCUUGCGGUGGCGUUGGCUGGAGGAGCUGGGCUGCAGCUUUGUCCGUCUGGUGGUGGUAGAUGGCAGCACACCUCCCCGCGGAAAAAAAUUCAUUAUUUUUUUUCUGGUUGUUCUCUGAGUGUUGGCCCCCAUCGCUAUGGCCCCAGGCUGUAGCUGUAGUUAGGGGGUAACGUGGUUCGUGUCUGUCCUCUGACAAAACUCCUGCAUUUUGUCAUGUUGCAUCUCCUUCAAGGACCAGACUGUAGAGCUAUAAUCAAGUUCUUUCUGUUUCUGUGCUUAAGAGAAGAGAUAUUUUAAAAAUAAAAGAUGGGUUAGCUGUGUGCUAGCAGAUGAGGAGAAAGGACAGGCCAGAUUAUUCGGGUCUGCUGAGAUACAGAGGAAGGCAGCGAAAGGCUUAUUACGCGUUGCAGAACAGCUGCGUGGAGCCUCCUGAACUGGUGCUCAAAUCAUUUCUGAUAUCCCACUGUGUCCUUUAGCAUAAGCACGUCUGUUUGCCACGCUGCGGCGAGGGGUGUGGAUGCUAUAGAGAAUUCUGAAAGGUUUGCUUUGCCGAACGGCUGCAUCUCGCUGCUGCUGCUCGGCCUCAGAGCUCUGUAACCCCACGAGCAGAUGCGAUUGACUUUUUGGGAUGCUGGGUGUUGCGAGAAUCUUACCGGGCCUCCAGUUACUCCAGCAAUGUUCAGAGGAGUGGGCAAUUCAUGCACCAUUAGUCUAUUUUCCAUUAACUUGCAAGUGUCUCUCUCGUUUCCAGUUGUCAUCUUCUAAAUGGAUUCCAGUGAGUUUUCGGGCUCGUUGGACCCCCUGUCUCUGCCUGACAAACCACUUAUUGGCGAUCUUCCUGCUGACAUGGAGUUUGGGGAAGAUCUCCUGGGCUCCCAAACAGCUUCUACCCAGGAGGCUUCCGUUCUUCAGCCCCCUGACUGGGAUCAAUCCAAGCAGGUGACCGCAGACGGGGACUUGGACCUUCUAGUGAAGGGGGACAGCCUGUCUGAACUAAACAAAUCAAGUGACCUCAGUCUAGAUAAACCUAGUGUCUUGGACAUGCUGGAGAAACCCGGUGUCUUAGAUGACCUGGAUAAAACUGCUGGCUUGAUGGAGCUAGAUAAAUCGGAGGGUCUGGACGGGCUGUAUAAGGCACGGCCUUCCCAGGACGCAGAGGAUGGGCCGGGGGACUCCUCUGCCCCCUCUAGAGAAGCCCUCGUUCCAGAAACGUGGAAAGAAGGGGAAGACGCACCAAAAAAAGACUCUGGGGACCUAAAGGAAGAUGGUGCUGCUGCUAUUCCUGCGCCGUCUGAUGACAAUGCCCCCGAAUCGCCCCCACAGCCCGUCCCUCACUCUGGAGACCUCGGCAGUGCCCCAGCCACAGAAGAAACCACAGCACAAUCCUCAGCUCCGCCAGCGGCCCCUGCACAGCUCAGUCUUAAACAGUCAAAAAAGACGAGGUUGAAGGCACCAAGGAAAAGCUCGCCUGUGCAGAGGGAAGGGCCUGCAGGGGAAGCAGAGGUGGAGCUGAGCCCGGACAAUAAUGCAGCAGCUCUGCCCCAUGAGCCCACGGAGGAAAACCAGGCGGAGGAAGGAGAUGACAACGGGAACAACCCCCUUAAAGAAAGUAGCGUACCGAAGGCACAGGAAGCUGUGCCACCAGCAGGAGAAGGCCUGUCUGGGAAGGGAAGCGAGACGCCAGCUGAGAAGGAACAGAAAAGAAGUGAACGAGCCAGAAGAUCAGAAACUACCAGGCCUGAAACUGUGAACUCCUCUGAGAGCAUUCCAGUCUCUGAUGAAGAUUCUGAUGCGAUGGUGGACGAUCCCAAUGACGAGGAUUUUGUUCCUUUUCGUACCCGACGCUCGACUCGCAUGUCCUUACGCACGCAGAUGGCUCAGCGAGCCGCCCGCUCUACGGUCACCAAGAUGACGUGUGCCAACUGCCGGACCCCUCUGCAGAAGGGCCAGACUGCCUACCAGCGUAAAGGGCUCCCUCAGCUCUUUUGCUCCAGCUCCUGCCUCACCACCUUCUCAAAAAGACCACCUGGCAAGAAAAUAUGCACCUUCUGUAAAAAGGAGAUCUGGAACACCAAGGACUCUGUGGUUGCCCAGAUUGGUUCAGGAGGCUCUUUCCAUGAGUUCUGCACCUCCGUCUGCCUCUCCCUCUAUGAGGCCCAGCAGCAGAGACCAGCACCUCAGUCUGCUGACCCCUCAGACACCAUCCGUUGCAGCGUCUGCCAUAAACCUGGUGAGAUCCAGCACGAGGUCAGCAAUGGGAACGUGGUUCACCGCAUUUGCAGCGAUGCCUGCUUCACCAAGUUCCGAGCCACCAAGGGGCUGAAAACCAACUGUUGUGAUAACUGUGGACUUUAUAUCUACAACAAGGGCUUGCCCCUGGAGUACCUCUUCCACGAAGGCCAGCAAAAGCGCUUCUGCAACUCUGCCUGUCUCAACAGUUACAAGAAGAAGAACACCCGAGUUUACCCGUGCAUGUGGUGCAAGACGCUGUGCAAAAACUUCGACAUGCUGCCCAACGUGGAUCGCAGUGGCAAGAUGGGACUGUUCUGCUCCAUUUGCUGCACUACCUCCCACAAAGUGAAGCAGUCAGGCUUGGUUGGUCCCCCUAGACCCUGCAGCUUCUGCAGAAAGAGUUUAUCUGAACCCUGCUAUUACAACAAGACAGACCGGGUUGUCUACCAGUUCUGCAGCCCCAGCUGCUGGACCAAAUUCCAGCGCACCAGCCCGGAAGGUGGGAUCCACCUGAACUGCCAUUACUGCCACAACCUUUUCAGUGGGAAGCCGGAGAUCCUUGACUGGCAGGACAAGGUGUAUCAGUUCUGCUGCAAGGACUGCUGCGAGGAUUUCAAGCGGCUGCGUGGGGUAGUGUCUCAGUGUGAGCACUGCAAGCAGGAGAAGCUGCUGCACGAGAAGAUCCGCUUCUCAGGGGUGGAGAAGAACUUCUGCAGCGAAGGGUGUGUGCUUCUUUACAAACAGGAUUUCACCAAGAACCUGGGCCUGUGCUGCAUCACCUGCACCUACUGUUCUCAGACCUGCCAGCGGGCGGUCACCGAGCAGCUGGAGGGCAGCACCUGGGACUUCUGUAGUGAAGACUGCAAAAGCAAAUACUUGCUCUGGUACUUCAAGGCAGCUCGGUGCCAUGCCUGCAAGCGUCAGGGGAAGCUGCUGGAAACCAUCCACUGGCGAGGGCAAAUCAAACACUUCUGCAACCAGCAGUGUCUGCUGCGAUUUUACAACCAACAGAACCAGCCCAACCUGGACACGCAGAAGGGGCCCGAGAGCCUGCUGAACAGUCAGUCUUCAGAACCAAAACCACCUGCCUCUUCCCCACAGAAGGCAGAGACUAACACGUUGUCAGCAAAGACCUCCUCAGCACAGAUGUCUCCAGCCGCGCCGCCUCCCCCGCCCCCUCCAGUUCCAGCCACCCCUCGGAAGAACAAAGCUGCCAUGUGUAAACCACUGAUGCAGAACCGGGGUGUUUCCUGCAAGAUAGAAAUGAAGUCCAAAGGAUGUCAGACAGAGGCUGACUGGAAGCCCCAGGUGAUUGUGUUGCCAAUCCCAGUCCCGAUCUUCGUGCCUGUGCCUAUGCAUAUGUACUGCCAGAAAGUACCUGUGCCUUUCUCCAUGCCUGUCCCGGUGCCUGUGCCAAUGUUCCUGCCCACCACACUGGAGAGCACAGAUAAGAUUGUGGAGACCAUUGAGGAGCUGAAGGUGAAGAUCCCCUCCAAUCCUCUGGAGGCUGACAUCCUGGCCAUGGCAGAGAUGAUUGCGGAGGCUGAGGAGCUGGACAAGGCCUCCUCAGACCUGUGCGACCUGGUGAGUAACCAGAGUGCAGAGGGUCUCCUGGAGGACUGCGAUCUGUUCGGACCAGCGCGGGACGACGUGUUGGCUAUGGCUGUCAAGAUGGCAAACGUCCUCGAUGAGCCAGGCCAGGACCUGGAGGCUGACUUCCCUAAGAACCCUCUGGACAUCAACCCCAGUGUGGAUUUCCUCUUUGACUGUGGGCUGGUGGGGCCAGAUGAUGUGUCCACAGAGCAAGAGCUGCCUCGUGCUGUCCGAAAGGGGCAGAAGCGUCUGGUGCUCUCUGAAAGCUGUUCCCGGGACUCGAUGAGCAGUCAGCCCAGCUGCACAGCACUCAACUACUCGUACGGUGUGAAUGCCUGGAAGUCCUGGGUGCAAGCCAAGUAUGCAGGGGGAGAGACCAGCAAGGGAGAGGAGCUGCGCUUCGGCCCCAAGCCCAUGAGGAUCAAGGAGGACAUCCUGGCCUGCACAGCAGCUGAGCUCAACUACGGCCUGGCUCAGUUUGUCAAGGAGAUAACACGGCCCAAUGGGGAGCGCUACGAACCGGACAGCAUCUAUUACCUCUGCCUAGGCAUCCAGCAGUACCUGCUCGAGAACAAUCGUAUGGUGAAUAUAUUUACAGACCUCUACUACCUGACCUUCGUGCAAGAGCUCAACAAGUCCCUGAGCGGCUGGCAACCCACGAUCUUACCAAACAACACGGUUUUCUCACGUGUUGAGGAGGAGCACCUCUGGGAGUGCAAGCAGCUGGGCGUUUACUCACCCUUUGUGCUCCUCAACACCCUCAUGUUCUUCAACACCAAGUUCUUCGGGCUGCAGACAGCGGAGGAGCACAUGCAGCUCUCCUUCACCAACGUCGUGCGCCAGUCCCGCAAGUGUACCACAGCCCGGGGCAUGACAAAGGUAGUGAGCAUUCGCUACUAUGCUCCUGCCAAGCAGAAGAAAGGCCGAGACGGUGGCACUGGAAAGCGGAAGCGUGAGGAGGAGGUACCGGUGCUGGAGCAGCGGGAGAACAGGAUGAACCCACUCCGAUGCCCAGUCAAAUUCUAUGAAUUUUAUCUCUCCAAAUGUCCUGAGAGCCUGCGGAACCGCAACGACAUCUUCUACCUGCAGCCUGAGCGGUCGUGCAUCGCCGAGUCCCCGCUUUGGUACUCGGUCAUCCCCAUGGACCGGAGCAUGCUGGAGAGCAUGCUGAACCGCAUUCUGGCAGUGAGGGAGAUCUACGAGGAGCACAGCCGGCUCGGUGGCCUGGAGGACGAUAUGGACUAAGCACAAGGUGCUGCUGGGCUGGUUCCGCUCCAGCCCUGGACACCUCAUCUCCCUGCCUCCUGCUGCGGGGGCCGUGCAGCGCAGGGUGGGGCCGGGGCUGCAGCAGUGCUGUCCCCUCAUCGUUACGGGACUCAGACAUCCCAUCCUGCUCCUAACAGGCCUGUCCUACCGCGUCCCAGAGCCGUGUGGGCCAUCUUCCCCCAGGCCAGGCCCUGCAGCACAGAGGUGGCAAAGCCCCCAGGGCGGUGGCCCCGGCUUGGCUCUGUCCUCCUGUUCCCCAGGGCUGCGGCCCCUUCCCCUGACACUAACCCCUUCUCCCCCUGCCCCGGGGCAGGAACCGCACAAUACGGCAGAGUGCUGCCUGGGACCAGCAGCCCCUGAGGCUUUUAAUUCCCCUUUCCCUUGGCAUCAGCUCUUGGAGGCUGCAGGUGGCGUGGCAGGAACAGCUCUGCUGCAGUGGGACAGGGUUUUCAAGGCAGCAGGGAAGGACCACGGGCGGCACGUGAGCUGCUGGGCAGGGCAAGGGCCGAUUUCAAGGGCGGGAGGUGGCUGUGGGGAGCAGAUGGAGUCGGUGCUGGAACGCGAGGGCUGAGACCCAGCUGGGCUGCCUCCCUCAAUUUUGUCGACGUUUUCUGAGUCAGCAGAAAACUGACUGACACGGGUCUGUGCCAGUGCUGCCCCUCUUCCCCCCCGUCCCCGUGUGAGGUGCCACCAGCAGUGCAAGCCGGCCGGGGUGCUGGCGGCGGUGGCAGGUCCCUCCGCUCCUGCUCUGGGCUCGGGCAGCUGCUGGCAGAAGCCAGGGGCUCUGCCUGGCCUCUCCCCUCCCUCCCAAAGCUGCAGGGCCCCCGUGCCCUGCCUGGAGCAGGCUUGGCUCCGGCCGUGCUCUUCCCUGCUGCCUCCUGCCCCUCCUCGUGUUCUGGUUGGUUUUCCUGAGCUGUACAUGGGUCUCGGCACUGUUGAGCCUGUAUAUAUUGUUCUGGGCCUUGGCCCGGGGCCCUCUGUCCUCUGUGUCCAUGUGGAGAGUGAGCCACUCACCAGUCUUGUUGUAGUGAUAACAGGGCGGUAGGACUAACCCUGUGUCUCUGGAAACCAUUCAUUUCAAAUAAAGAUGCAGAAACCUG